Molecule: messenger RNA, 5713 nt
Organism: Ictidomys tridecemlineatus (thirteen-lined ground squirrel)
Lineage: Eukaryota; Metazoa; Chordata; Mammalia; Rodentia; Sciuridae
Gene: Ccdc6
Product: coiled-coil domain containing 6
Source: RefSeq, a predicted model, not a curated record
AAUACUGCCCGAGCCCGGGCGGGGUCUCUGUUCUCUGGCAGAGGAGGUCCCUUGGCAGCGGGAAGCUCCCUCUCUUUCUCUCGCCGCCGCUCGGAGUCUGCGCCCUGGUGCCAGGCGCCCAGCUCGGCGCUCCCCUGUGCUUGCCCGGCGCCCACUCAUUCGCAGCCCAGCCUUCGCCGCCGCCGCCUCCCUGCUCCUCCUCCACCUCCUUUCCCCAGCUCGCGGCGGCCAUGGCGGACAGCGCCAGCGAGAGCGACACGGACGGGGCGGGGGGCAACAGCAGCAGCUUGGCCGCCAUGCAGUCGUCCUGCUCGUCGACCUCGGGCGGCGGCGGCGGAGGUGGCGGCGGGGGAGGCGGCAGCGGUGGGAAGUCGGGGGGCAUUGUCAUCUCGCCGUUCCGCCUGGAGGAGCUCACCAACCGCCUGGCCUCGCUGCAGCAGGAGAAUAAGGUGCUGAAGAUCGAGCUGGAGACCUACAAACUGAAGUGCAAGGCGCUGCAGGAGGAGAACCGAGACCUGCGCAAAGCCAGCGUGACCAUCCAAGCCAGGGCUGAGCAGGAAGAAGAAUUCAUCAGUAAUACUUUAUUCAAGAAAAUUCAGGCUUUGCAGAAGGAGAAAGAAACCCUUGCUGUAAAUUACGAGAAGGAAGAAGAGUUCCUCACUAAUGAGCUCUCCAGAAAAUUGAUGCAGUUGCAGCAUGAGAAAGCUGAACUGGAACAGCAUCUGGAACAGGAGCAGGAAUUUCAGGUCAACAAACUGAUGAAGAAAAUUAAAAAGCUGGAGAAUGAUACCAUUUCUAAGCAGCUUACAUUAGAGCAGUUGAGACGGGAGAAGAUUGACCUUGAAAAUACAUUGGAACAAGAACAAGAAGCACUAGUGAAUCGUCUCUGGAAAAGGAUGGAUAAACUUGAAGCUGAAAAGCGAAUCCUGCAAGAGAAAUUGGACCAGCCUGUCUCUGCUCCACCAUCACCUAGAGAUAUCUCCAUGGAGAUUGAUUCUCCAGAAAACAUGAUGCGUCACAUCAGGUUUUUAAAGAAUGAAGUGGAAAGGCUAAAGAAGCAACUGAGAGCCGCUCAGCUACAGCAUUCAGAGAAAAUGGCCCAGUAUCUGGAGGAGGAACGUCACAUGAGGGAAGAGAACUUGCGGCUGCAGAGGAAGCUGCAGAGGGAAAUGGAGAGAAGAGAAGCCCUCUGUCGACAGCUCUCCGAGAGCGAGUCCAGCUUAGAAAUGGAUGAUGAAAGGUAUUUUAACGAGAUGUCUGCACAAGGAUUAAGACCUCGCACUGUGUCCAGCCCAAUCCCUUACACACCUUCUCCAAGUUCAAGUAGGCCUAUAUCACCCGGUCUGUCAUAUGCAAGUCACACGGUUGGUUUCACGCCACCAACUUCAUUGACUAGAGCCGGAAUGUCUUACUACAAUUCUCCGGGUCUUCACGUGCAACACAUGGGAACGUCCCAUGGUAUCACAAGGCCUUCACCACGGAGAAGCAACAGUCCUGACAAAUUCAAACGGCCCACACCGCCUCCGUCUCCCAACACACAGACCCCAGUCCAGCCGCCUCCGCCUCCACCUCCGCCACCCAUGCAGCCCGCGGUCCCCUCGGCAGGCACCUCGCAGCCUGCCCCUUCGCAACAUUCGGUGCACCCCUCCUCCCAGCCUUAAUGCAUGUGCUUAGUCUGAAUUUCAAGUUGGGACUCGUCCAUUGGAGCCGUCUACUCAACGCCAAAGGCUUCCUUCCCUGGCAUAUUUGGAUCUGACUUAUUUGCACUGAGGUUAUCUAGGCUUCACUCUUCAUUGUGUUGUAAACGUUCGUUGGAAACGCAGCCAGUGUUGUGGGUCUACAACACUAACCAGACAACUUUCCAUCCGUGUUUUACUUGAAUCUACAUGUAUGUCCAUUCCCUGGCUGGAACAUUGGCUAUUUGGUAUUUGGUAAUACAACAGCAGUGUGCAAUUUUUGCUUGGCCCCAGAGCUUCAUUUCCUUGGCUUUUAGGUUUGUAAAAUAAAAAGGGAUAUAUUUUUUAUAUUUUUUUCCAUGAAUCUGCAGAAAAUUACUGAGCUGUUAUUACCCCCUGUCCAAUUAUUAUGGUGUUUACCAAACCUACCAAGAAUUCAGCACUACAGUUCACACCUUUGAAAAAUCUGACUUUCAGUGUAGAGUGGGAAGUUAGAAGAAUCAGUGCCCAAGACACACACUGUUUAGUAGAGCUUUCUACAGGUACACUUUUGUAGGUUAUUUUCAAUGUAAUUUGACAUCCAUGUUUUUUGUAAAACAGUCUAAAGAAUGAAUCACAUGGCUAAAACUUCUCCACAUAGUGGGCUGGAUAAUUCUUACAUAAUAAAAUGUGAUUCUUCCCUUUAUCCUUAAUGCUAAUCUAUCUAAACUGGCCCCUCUAACAUGAGUCUAACAUGAGUGUCCAACCUCGGGUGGUCUCAGCGGCUGAUUAGAAUGUGCUCUUUGAUUCCUGGUACAGAGGGCAAGGUGAUUGUAACCCAACCAGUGUGAUUUCCCCUCCUAUUCUUUAUUUGUGUUCUCCUGAGAUAGAAUUUGAACAAAUAUUUUAAAGGUGCAAAAUGCUAUUAGAAAAUACUCUCUGCCAUUAGAAGACUGUCUAGGCAAAAUGGCCACAAAAUACUGUAUUGCUUGGCAGAAAGAAAAGACAUGUAGAGGAAAGUGGUACGUUAGCACUGAGGACUGCUUAUUUUGCCCAGUAUAAGCAAGUACGGUGUACAAAGAAAUAUAUUCUGAAUACAUUAUUUCCAUUCAUUUAGCAGAAAUAAACCAUUUGGUUUCACUUUGACGUGGAACACGGCCUCACUCUUUUCUUAAUACUUGGUCCAUCUUUCUUUUUGUUUUUCAGCAGUUACUAAUCUGUACUUUGGUAGUAAAGUGCUUUUUAUCUCCUGUGUUUGCAUAUUUAUAUAUGCUGUGGAUGAAAAUAACUUACUAGAGAAUGUAUAUUUUAUGAUGAGAACGUGUUAUCUGGCGGAUAUAAUCAGAGAACUGAAUAUUAAUUUAUCAGUAAUUUUUAAGAGUUCAUGUUUUGUGACAACCAUCUCUAAUACCUAACUCCUUAUUGCACACACUCCUAAAAAUAAGGAACCAUGAUGUUGUAGAUAUUUAAUAUUGUACAGUAUAGAAACUUCCAUUUUUGCCUUCGAAUGCAUAUUUAAUGAGUAAACAGAAUGAAAAAAAAAAGUGUUAUUGGAUAAUAGUGUUUGACUAGCAUUAAGAACUUGAGAGUAAAAGCAACAAAAAGAUUUUUUUUCACUUCUUCCUGCUUCUACCCCCAAACUGAGAAUGUCAUCCCUAAUUGUUAGGAAGAAAUCGUUGAUCUGUAAAAAUUUUAUUUAUAUGUCUGUUAUAUACAUGAUCAUAGUGCAGUUCUCAAACAUGGGGAAGUUUGGCAUUUAUUAUUGAGGCUUUAAGUUUUUAAUAUGAUCUGACUGGGCCAUGUCAAACUGGGGAUUUCCCCAACAGCUCACUGAUCCUUCUGGUACAUUAUUACCAUUCCAAGGAAUUCUGAGAGUAGGCAAACUGAUUUUGCCUUCACGGUACAGUUCUUUGUUUUUCUUAUGGGAAAUACAUGUUUACAACAAUCUUAUGAGAUUGUACAUUUCAAUGCUGUUGGAUGGUAUCUUGUGCUCAAAUAAGGAAAGCCCCUAAUAUAAUGAUCUUCCCUCGGUUUCCUUUCAAUUUCGUUACCUCCUGAAAGCACAAAGGUUAAAAUAUUGCCAUGUGGUGAACGAAAAAGCACUUGGAGUGACCAGACAUUUCCUGAUAAAUGCCUUUGACAGAUAAGUUCUUGACAUUCAGACCUCUGAAGAAAUGUACUGCUGGUUCCCCUAGACUCACCAUUUCACUUCAAAAUAUAGCUCCUUCAAACAGCACUUUUCAACAUAAAUCUAGUUGUUUCUCCCUGUGGACAUUCAGAACUCAUAGAACAAACACUACUCUUUUGAAUUUAUGAUGUUUCAUGUCAUUUUAAAGUGUUUUAUGACCUCAUGUGGAGCUGCUAAUGGUUGGGCAGUAUCAGACAAUUUCUUGGCAACUCUUUUGCCACCUGGGACUGAUAAGAUUCAGAUCCUGAGCCCAUAGAGGCAGAAGCCCCCUCCCCUGUGGGAAAUGGACUUACCUAGGCUGGGAAGUUCUCAGGGGGGCUGAAUGUGCUUCCUGCCAUUUUGUUGCCCACUCAGACACGCUAAUCUGCUUUUGGUCCCAGUAGGUCUUUGUAAAAUCAGUAGCCAUCCUGCAGGUGGAGGGAGCAACAGUAGCUUCAGUAGCUUUAUUUCCUGUCUUACUGACAGAGACCCUUGGCUACCACUGUGCUGCUAAUAGGAUAAGUACUCUGUUGCCGGAUUACCAUGCCUUUUCUACAAAACCAAAUUAACCUACCUAAUACCUGACAACUCUGGGCUCUGAACUGCUUUCUAUUAUCAAGCAUGCUGGCAUUCUAGACAGAAUUCUAGAAAUUUGGCAGAUGGUGGAAGUAUUUAAGAUGGAAUUUUACCUACUCCUUUGAUUAGAAGGAGUUUUCAGUUCCGAGCUCCUGAGAUUCUGACUAGCAACCAUGGAAUGAAUGUGACCAGAAUGUGGCUUUGACACCAAGUACUGCUGUGCCUUGUGAUUGGCUUCUGAUUCGACCAGAAAUAAUCUAUAAUGUGAAUUGUUAACUCUUCAAUUGUAGGGGGAAAACAGUGCAUCACCCUUUGUUAGGUAGAUAUGAACUUUCCCUGCACAGAGCCUUGCUUUCCCGUAAGGCAAGAAAAAGCAUAGACACUUGUGCUUUGAGAGCUUAAUAUUUAUCAAUACAGAAGAAGUAUGUUCACUCAAAUCUUCUGUCUAGUUCCUAUCUCAUAGGUAACCUACACUGAGAACUUUGUAGUCAUGACUACCAAAGAAAUGCAUAGUAAAACAAAUUUUUAUUUCCAAAUUAUUAAAAAGCCAGCCAUUGACGCUGCUACAUGAGUUCCAUGCUCAAGAGCCAUUGUAAGAGAGAUUAAGGGGUUUUAGGGGUUUUGAUUUUUAAUUUUUCUUCUCUCUCUCUUCUCUGUGUGUGUUUGAUAAAACAUGUUAGCAUAAAGUUUUGGCGUACGUUUUCCAGAAUGCUUAGCAGUUGUGAUUAACUGCUAUGUCUAGGUUGCCUUUUGGUAGGCAGUUGAAGGAACCCGUGCUCAUGAUAGCGCGGUGCUGUGUGUGCAGGAGCGCGAGUGUGCAUUCAUGCCUUAACUCAGGCUACUGCUCAACUUUACUUUUUUGACUUAGUCUGCACCGUCAUCUAGAUUGUACCGUACAUCUCAGUCUGAACUUCAUCCUGCCAAAAACAAAGUUGCAGGCACAACAUGUUAAGAAUAAUACAUUCCUCUGGAAAAGUAUGUGGUCAGAUUGACCCUGAGUUGUCUUUGGACUUGACUUGGAACUUAGCCUGGAAAGCAAAAGUGGACUGUCAAAAGAGGUCAACAGGGGAAAGAGGAGAGCCAGCUAGCACGCCUUUUCCCUCUGCAUAUCCGUGCACACUCUGUGUUGCUCAUGGCGGCUUGUCUACAACUUGACUAUGUUGGGGUUCUGGUAAUAGUGGCAAUCUUGACAUUCUUGGACGGAGUUUAGAGAGAUGUAAGACUUCCAAUUAAUGUCUUAUUUACUUUAUGUUUAUUAGUCUUUGAUAUGUGUGCUGAAUCAGAAACCUAAAUAAAGAUAAUUUUUUAAAAUGUA